This is a messenger RNA of Glycine soja, 531 nucleotides long. RefSeq lists its product as uncharacterized. The transcript is spliced from 2 exons. The record is from RefSeq and is a predicted model, not a curated record. Lineage: Eukaryota; Viridiplantae; Streptophyta; Magnoliopsida; Fabales; Fabaceae. The coding region runs from base 1 to 531 and encodes 176 amino acids.
AUGGGUCACUUGAAGAAAUUGUUUUCAAGACUCAGCCUCUUGGUUUUGAAGUUGCAGAUAAGUCAUUGUUUGGUUUUAUUGGAAGCAAAAGUGAUUUUUCGCCAACAGAUGCAUGUUGUUUAUCUCCUGGUCUAUGUGGAUGAUAUCAUUCUAACAGGUAGUUCACCUUCACUAAUACAGCAGAUUACAUACAAGUUAAACACUGCUUUUUCACUCAAGCAGCUUGGUCAUCUAGAUUAUUUCCUGGGUCUGAAAAUCAAGUAUCUACCUAACAGUUCUAUCCUUAUGACUCAGACCAAAUACAUUAGAGAUUUACUUCACAAGACUAACAUGGCUGAAGCUCACUCUAUCUCUUCUCCAAUGGUAUCCAACUGCAAGUUGUCUCGACAUGGUGCUAAUGCUUUUCAUGAUCCAACCUUAUACAGGUCCGUAGUUGGUGCAUUACAGUACGCUACCCUUACUAGACCUGAGAUAAGUUUUGUUGUCAACAAAGUUUGCCAAUUUAUGGCUGCUCCUUUGGAUUCUCACUGA